Gregarina niphandrodes is the source of this 777-nucleotide messenger RNA. RefSeq names its product purine nucleoside phosphorylase deoD-type. Gene Ontology annotation, biological process: uridine catabolic process. The record is from RefSeq and is a predicted model, not a curated record. The coding region runs from base 1 to 777 and encodes 258 amino acids. The transcript has a single exon. Gene Ontology annotation, cellular component: cytosol. Gene Ontology annotation, molecular function: uridine phosphorylase activity; purine-nucleoside phosphorylase activity. Lineage: Eukaryota; Apicomplexa; Conoidasida; Eugregarinorida; Gregarinidae.
AUGGCGUUGGGUGUACCUACCGUGAAGGCGACCCCGGAGCCGGCAGUCUUGGACAAGAAGGCGUCUGUUUCUCCGCACAUAUCAUGUGAGCCUGGUGACUUUGGCGAGACGGUUUUGAUGCCGGGUGACCCGUUGCGCGCGAAGUUAAUAGCUGAGACGUAUUUGGAGAAAGCGGUGUUAGUGAACAACGUCCGAGGUGUCCAGGGUUAUACGGGUUACUACAAGGGUAAGCGCAUUAGCGUGAUGGCGAGUGGUAUGGGCAUGCCGUCGAUCGGGAUUUAUAGCUACGAGUUGUUCACAAUGUUCGGCGUUAAACAAAUCAUUCGAGUGGGUUCGGCGGGUUCUAUCAGUGACGAUAUGAAGCUAUACGACAUCGUCAUCGGUCAGGCUACCUGUACGGACAGUGGUUACGUGGAACAGUACAAGCUCCCCGGUCGGUUUUGCCCUAUUGGCGAUUUCGGCCUGAUUCAAGAAGCCGUCAAGGUCUGUGAAAACAGCCAAGUCCGCUACAAAGUCGGCAAUCUCUUCUCCUCGGAUCGCUUCUACGACGACUCCCAAUCCACUCUCGAGUGGGAAAAGAUGGGCGUCCUCGCCGUUGAAAUGGAAGCCGCCGCACUGUACUGCAACGCCGCCCGUACUGGGCGUAAGGCGCUAUGCAUCUGCACCAUCUCCGACGAGAUCAAAACCGGCGCCAAAACCACUAGUGACGAACGUCAAAACGCGUUCCACGCCAUGAUGCAAAUCGCACUUGACAUCGCCGCCAACACCACCGCCUAG